Messenger RNA from Paramecium sonneborni, 732 nucleotides. The record is from the annotation of a GenBank genome assembly. NCBI's taxonomy places the organism in Eukaryota, Ciliophora, Oligohymenophorea, Peniculida, Parameciidae.
AUGAAUCAAUCUCUUAUAUAAAUUAAGCAAUAAAGAAGAAUUUAUUCAAAUCAUAAAAUAUACUCAAAACCAUUACCUUCAUGUGGAUUUAAACGAAAUACUACACUGAUAUAAGAUGGGUCAGUACUCAAAAAUGAAAGAAUAAACAAAAACCUUAGAAUUCAUACUAAUACAUUUGGCGAGUCUAGUUGUUAUUGUGAUAAUUGUGGUAAAAGAUCUGCUCUUAUGAAGAAAAUAUUUUAGCUUUAUCGAUUUCCUCAAACUAAGUAUUGUUUUGUAGAAAUAAAUAGUUAAUGGAAAAAGUAGAAAUAGUUUCGUAGAUUUAGAAGACUUAUCAAUUGUGUUAUUUUUAUUAUUAGAUAUAGAAUUGUGAAAAGAAUUAAAACUAAAAAGAAAUUCACUAUUAAAAAGGUAUUAACUAAAUAAACUGUCAAUGAACAAUAAUAAAAAACAUCAACUAUUUAAAAUGCAAUAAUGGAACUGAAGCAAAUAAUUAGAGUGGAUUCAACUCAAUAAUCAAAGAGAAUGAAACCUAAAAGCAAAGAUUAAAAGAAUUCAUACACUUCUUUACUGAAAGGAAGAAGGAAUUUAAGAUAAUUAUUUGUUAUUCCUUAAUUUGAGAGUCCAAUAAAAUAAUUUAUAAUAAAAAAUUCGAAACCUCAUACUGUUCAUCACUCUCCGAUGUAAUCAUUAUAUGAUUUCAAAAUAUCCUCCUCUUUUAGAGGUUUAUGA